This is a messenger RNA of Asparagus officinalis (garden asparagus), 354 nucleotides long. Its product is annotated as uroporphyrinogen-III synthase, chloroplastic. Lineage: Eukaryota; Viridiplantae; Streptophyta; Magnoliopsida; Asparagales; Asparagaceae. Bases 58 to 354 code for a protein of 98 amino acids. The record is from RefSeq and is a predicted model, not a curated record. The transcript has 3 exons. Gene Ontology annotation, biological process: uroporphyrinogen III biosynthetic process. Gene Ontology annotation, cellular component: chloroplast. Gene Ontology annotation, molecular function: uroporphyrinogen-III synthase activity.
UCGGGGAAAGCAGAGCCAAGGAAAAAAAAAAAAACUCUCGAACCCCAACACGUUUCCAUGGCUCUCUUCUCUCUCCAAUCUUCUCCUCCUGCUCUUUGUCCUCCUCCUCCUUCCUCAAACAGGGGAUUUCUUUUCUCCCAAUUGAAGCUUCGAGCUUCCUCUUCUUCCCCUUUGUCUCCUCGCUCCAACAAGCCCCAGGUUGUGGUCACCAGAGAGCUAGGCAAGAAUGCUAAGCUCAUCCAAUCAUUGGCUAAACAUAAAAUUCGGAGCUUGGAAGUCCCUCUUCUUAAACAUACUGAAGGACCCGACUUGAGUAGACUUUCAAAACUAUUGCAUGGUAAAAAUUGUUCUUGA